Messenger RNA from Plasmodium vivax (malaria parasite P. vivax), 5007 nucleotides. RefSeq names its product TLD domain-containing protein. Lineage: Eukaryota; Apicomplexa; Aconoidasida; Haemosporida; Plasmodiidae. Bases 1 to 5007 code for a protein of 1668 amino acids. The record is from RefSeq and is a predicted model, not a curated record. The transcript is spliced from 3 exons.
AUGAAAAAAAUAUACAGGGGAACGAAAACAGACGAGAUAUUUCAGGCGCAGAAAAAUAAGUACAACCAUUUGAUAAACAAAAAUCACAUUUACAAUAAUAUUUAUUUGAAUCUGGAGGUGUAUGAAAAAUGGAGGAACCCUAACACGGAUAAGGACGAGCACAGCCACUGGAACGACAGGUCCCUGAGUCUGGUUCUGAAUGCGGACUCGAAUUUGAUGGACAAGGAGGUGAAGCACCUGCUGAGAAGAGGCGUGUCGGACUCGCUGAAGCACCUCAUCUGGGUGAGGUCCAACGAUGUGAACUACUUCGUCAUCAACUUCCCGCAUUUCUACGAAACGACCAUCUACAACACCUUCGGAGACAAAAUCCCCUCCAUCCUGUUCAACGACUGCCCGACCUUCUGUGGGGGAAUCCUUGGCCUGCAGGAAGACAUCAUGUGUGUUCAGACCAAAAUAGAGGAGCUAGAAAUUGAGAACAAUGACGACUACGACAACUUUAAUAUUAACGAUUCGACGAGCAACAUUUUACAGCUUCUGUUUAACCACCCAAAUGAAAAUGAAAAAAAAAAGGACCAGUAUUUACUGCCUGAACAUAACUUUUGGAUAGAACCCAAAACUUUAAGUACCCCAAAUUUUGGGUUCACACAUAAAAAGAAGAAAAAAAAAUUCCUCUACAUUGAAAGUGUGAAAAAUAAACUGCUAAAGAGUAAGAAAAUUGACAACUACUUGAGGGUCGCCUCCGAUUCGGUCCUCCCCUACUCCAAUAACUUCAUUUUUAGAAACCUCUCUAGUCGCUUUUACAAAGGUAAGGCGGAAAAGCCCGAGGGGAAGGCUCCACAGGAGGGGGGCGCGGCAGAGGUGCAGCAUAGCACCCACGGUGAUCAUUUGAAGAGGGGCGAAUUUGCCAACAUGGGGGGUAAUAGUGGUUGUGGUGGUGUGCUUCCCCAACGCAGCAAUGCAGGAGGGAGCGAUAAACCCGCGGAAGGGAAGCCACACAUAAAGGAGGAAGGAGGGAAAAACGUAGAAGGUUUGGCCACCAAUGUAGAAAGACUCCACAAGGAGUCCAGUUUUAAAGUCUCCAACUGUAGUGAGAGCGAAAAGAAUAUCCUCAUCAAAGAUGACAUCAUUAUUUUUCACAAUGGGGCAGACGAUACGAAUAGCGGCCCGGAUUUCGACGCGGGUGGGGCGGAGCACGAGAGGGGGGGGGAGUCGGACUGCGGAAAAGGAGGGGUAGCUGAUUACGCCAAGGGAGGGGUAGCGGACUACGCCAAGGGAGGGGUAGCGGACUACGCCAAGGGAGGGGCAGCUGAUUACUGCAAAGGAGCAACAAACUGUGAGAAGGCCGGGGGUGGUCACUCCGGAGGGGCCAUCCCUGCAGAUGGGUGUGGCGGCGGUGCAAGGGAGGCUUUGCAUUUCGCGGGCAAGGUGGUGCACCAAUCGGAUAAUGCGACCCACCCGUCUGAUAAGGCGACCCACCCGUCUGAUAAGGCGACCCACCCGUCUGAUAAAGCCGCCCACUCGUCCGAUAGAGCCGCCCACUCGUCCGAUAGAGCCGCCCACUCGUCCGAUAGAGCCGCCCACUCGUCUGAUAAGACCGCCCACGAAUCCAACAAGUACCUGCACAUCCAGUGCUACAUGACGGAGCAAUACAUCAUCAGCAAAAAGCAGGCGGAGAAAAUGAACAAAGCCAAGCUGUAUCUGCGGACGAUAAGAAAGAAAAAAAUAGAAAAGGAGGGAAACUACCACAGCGCUAAGGCCAAGUCCUAUUUCGACGGAAAUCUGCACCACACAGGGAUUCAACACUCCGACGAUUCGCUCUCAAACGGUGGAAAUGGAGAGAAUGAAAAGAUGCACGGAAGGAGGGUUGGAGAAAACAGCUCCACGUAUCGUUUAAAAAAAUACUCCAGUUAUAACGGCACAAGGAAUUUUUUAAAAAAGGCCUUCAGUGUAAAGAGGACGAAUCCGAAGAACGAAAGGAAGCUGUCCGACCACAUCUCCUCUUUGCUUAAAAAAAGCCUAAGCAAGGAUAACAAGGAGAAGAAAAAUUUGAUUUCUCACUGGAAGAACGGGGGCGUGGAUAGCGGCUCCUCCGUUAAGGAGAGGAAGAAGAAGAACAAGGAGGGGGAAAUACCUCUGGAUGAGGUCCGCGUGGGCGGCUGGCCAUCUUCGCAAAAUGGCGCGCAGAGCGGUGCGCAGAAUGGCAGGAAGGGUGACACACCAACGGAGAAGUUGCAACCAAACUACGGAGCGGCGAAACGUGGGGGCAGCGGGGAGUCCGCGCGGACCUGCCUGCAAGCUGAAAGCGCCUCGUCCGAUGAUGGGAUGCAAAGGAAGAGGGAGGACCACGUCUACAACCCCGGGGUGAGGCGGCGGAAGGGGAGCGGCCAACAGGAGGAGGAGGAUGAAGAGGAGGAAGACGAAGAGGAGGACGACGGGGAAUCCAUCGUGAAACUGAGCGAGUUCAACGAGGAAGACGCGGGGAAUAAGCGAACCGACUCCCUCGACGCGAGCAGAAAGUACAUCUACCACCGGGUGGGCGACGCGGAGAACAAGAAGAACGACGGCGGGAAGAAGUCCCUUUUUGGAAAAUUGAAAAAAAUUUUUUAUAAAAAAAAAAAGUCCAAAGAUUCGGAAGCGGAAGUGAUCACAUUUGCAAAUGCGUACAGGGGCGAGGAAUACCAGCGCAGCCAGGGUGGACGCAAGAAGAAGAACUUCCAAACGGGGAAUCUAUAUGAGGAUCGGACGGAGCAGGAGGAUGAGGAUAGGAGGACCCGAGCGGAGAAAAAGCAUAAUACCACCACUAAUGGAGAUCAUGGGGCUGGUUUCUCCCCCAGCCGGAACAACACAGGGGGGAUGGUUACCCAGUAUAAUACAUUUACGUCCAUUAGGGGAAGCGGACUGUUGGAGGGGAGGCACCAUCACGAGAGUCCCUCCCCGGGAGGACGCAUCGAAAGGGUGGGUAGAAACAGGAAGGAAAACUACCAAAUUAUUAUUAGCGAACAUGAAAGGAAGGAUCAUCAGCAGAGGCACGCCGGUGGUGUGGGAAAGAGGGAGGACAACAAGCAGACGUUCUUUUCCAAAAUUGCAAAAAUGAGUCCUCCGUUUGGCUUAUCCUUUGAGAAGGCGACGAAAUUGGGAGGAGGAGGAACCCCCCGGGAGGAGAAGGCAACCACAUCAUCGUUGCGUAAGAGCGAAAACCUGGUUAGCAGUCCCCCCAUGGAGGAGGGGGGCGUGGGCGGCCGAACGCCGCAGGGGGAGAUCGGGACGGGGACGGACGAGGCUGACGCGGACGAAUUGGAAAAUUUCCAUCUGCCGGAGAGCCACCCGCUGAACGGUGAGAGGAGCGAAGUGGGGGGAAGCGAGGGGGGCGAAGCAAGCGGAGGAAGCGGGGGCGACGAGAUGGCUGCCCCACAAACGAAGAGGAAGAAAAAGAUCAAUUUUAGGCACGAAUCGGGGGAGGAGGCCGCCGCCGCGAGUGCGGACCCCAGGAAGGGGGCAGUUUACCAGGAGAAGAAUGUGGGUCAGGUGGACACGAAAGGCGCGACGAGCGGGAAGGAGGCCCCGCGGGAGAAGCAGACCCACGAGGGGGCGCCGAGCAAAAUGGAGAAAAAGUACGCCGCUGUGGAGUACAACAGUAAGGACAACCCCCGCCUGGAGAAGGAGCUCUACAGCAAGUUUUACGAGAACGGGGGGAGCGCGGCGAACGCGGCGAACGCGGCCAACCCGGCCAACGCUGCUAAUGGGGCUAAUGGGGCAAACCCGGGGGUUGGGGGCGGCGCGUACCCGCCGAACGUGUACAACCUGGAUGACGCGACGGAGCUAACUGCGCUGCUGAACGACAAUGGCAAGCACGAAAUUAAGAAGCUGCUGUGGGCCAUCAACAACAACUUCGGAAACGACAUAGAGUUCGCGCCCAUCAUCCCCAACCUGUGCAUCAUCCUGUUGAUCUAUUUCAAAGCAUCCGUCGUCUACUGCAUCAUCCACUGUCUAAUAAAAAAGGGAAUCGACACGAUGAAGAACAAGGAGGUGCCCUUCUUCAUUUAUAAGAGGAAAGAUUUCGUUAAGUAUGUCAAGUACAUUUUAAACUCAUUUAUACAAUUCCUCCCCAAGUGUUACCACUAUCUCAGGAAAUUAAAUUUUGACCUAGCAGCAUGGACGGCGAGGUGUAUACAGGAUGGUUUUUCCCGCAUGCUCCCCUUUGACUUUGUCCUGAGGAUCUAUGGCAUCUACAUAUUUGAAGGGCAGAAGACCCUAUGUCUCUACUGCCUAGCGUUGUUAAAAUUUUUCGAAAGCGACUUACUAAAAUGUACCAACAUAGAAGAGGUAGAGAAUAUACUUUACCACAUCUGCAUGCAUCCGUACUUAACAAUAAAUGAGUUGACGCAGAUUGCCUAUCGAUUUAAGCUGAAGAGUAAGGAGAAGCAACUGAAGUUUUCUACUAAGUGUCCCUCUCCAUACCUCAUGAAUGUUAAAAUGAAAACUUUCUAUAGGCCUAGACUGAAUGACAAUUCUAGACUGAUUAACUCUUUGCACUGGCAAAAUAUUUGGGAGAAAAUUCCUAGCAAUUUGAGAUCUUUAGACCCUUUUUUAACCUACUGCUCGAAGAAGGAUGGGUAUAGCUUCCAAGUGCUGGUCGAAAGAACAGAAAAGAAUAAAAGGAAACCCAUGAUUCUUAUUUUAAAAACGUUCGAUUACGAUUUGAUGGGUUUUUUUUGUCCCUUUUCCCUCACGAGAGACCUUAAUUUUGUUAACUGCUCCGAUAAGAGCUCUGCCUUUCUCUGUACCUUUAACACCCAUUUUAAGUUUUACAAGUGGUCAGGCAGAAACAACACCCUUGUGCUCAUACGCGAUGGGAUUUACAUUGGCGGCAAUGACAUCGCGCUCUUCAUCGACAAGGACAUGAAGGUAGGGAAGACCCACGCGUCCGAGUCCUUCUUCUCCCCCCCGCUCAUCGCCGCCGGCCGCGACUUCCACAUCAUGGACAUCGAGGUGUGGAACCUCAAGUAG